AUAGACAUCCACAAACCCAGCAGAAGCGGGCUGCAGUCUCAUCUCUAAAGCAAGAACCCGACACGAACUCAACCCAACAUCGCUAUGGGAUCUUACAGGACUUUAACUUUACCGCUUCUCAGUUUGUUGGGAUGGACCCUGAUCUCUGCCUUCAACCUGGACACAGACAAUGUUAUCAGGAAAACGGGAGAUGCCAACAGCUUGUUCGGGUUCUCCCUUGCCAUGCACCGACAACUCAGACCAGCUGAUAAAAGAAUACAGAUCUUGGUCUAUAUGGUUGUUCACUUACAGAAGGCAUUAGUAGUGAUUGUUGGAAAUAUCAACAUUCUUGUGCAUGUAGAAAACCUGGAAACUGAAAAUAAGCAAAACCAGUGGAUGGGAGUAACUGUACAGAGCCAGGGACCUGGAGGAAAGAUAUUGGUCUGUGCGCAUCGCUACCAGCGACGCUUAUUUGUGGACUCAGUUCAGGAGCUGCGUGACAUCACGGGUCGUUGCUACGUACUAAGUGAGGACCUAACGAUUAAUAAUACCUCGGAUGAAGACGGAGGGGACUGGAUGUUCUGUAAAGGGAGAAACAGAGGACACGAGCGCUUCGGAUCAUGCCAGCAGGGUCUCUCUGCCACAUUCACAAAGGACUAUCACUAUCUGGUGUUUGGAGCACCGGGUGCUUACAACUGGAAAGGAGUGGUGCGGAUGGAGCAGAAGAACAGCUCUCUGUGGGAUGAGAAUAUCUAUGAUGACGGCCCAUAUGAAGUUGGAGACGAGGGCCGACUUGAUCCAGACCUGGUGCCUGUCCCUGCUAACAGUUAUUUAGGUUUCUCUCUGGACUCUGGAAAAAUGCUGACCAAGAGAGGUCAGUUGACUAUAGUUGCUGGGGCUCCAAGAGCCAAUCACAGUGGGGCAGUUGUGCUAUUAAAGAAGGACGACGUUAAACCAUCCAUGAUGACAGCUGAAUACAUCCUGGAGGGUGCCGGACUUGCCUCUUCCUUUGGCUAUGAUCUUGCAGUGCUUGACAUUAAUGGAGAUGGGUGGCAGGACAUUGUAGUCGGAGCACCUCAGUACUUUAUUAAGGAUGGUUAUAUCGGUGGGGCCAUCUAUGUUUAUCUUAACGAGGAAGGGGCUUGGGACAAGAUCACCCCCAAGAGAAUUGAGGGAGCUGCUGAUUCCAUGUUUGGUUUGGCUGUGGAAAACAUGGGAGAUGUGAACCUGGAUGGUUAUCAUGAUGUUGCAGUUGGUGCCCCAUAUGACAGUAAUGGAGCUGGAAACGUAUAUAUCUUCCAUGGUUCACCUCAAGGUCUUAAAAAAGCCCAGGUUCUUGGAGGACAAGAUCACAACGUGAAACUCUUUGGAUACUCUCUUGCUGGGAACAUGGAUUUAGACAGAAAUAAUUACCCUGAUCUGGCUAUCGGAUCUCUCUCUGAUUCAGUGUUUGUGUACAGGGCACGGUCAGUUAUCAGCAUUGAAAAGACUGUCACCACCACUCCAAAGGAGCUAGACCUCACUCAGAAAAACUGUGGAGACACUAUAUGCCUUGAUGUAAAAGCCUGCUUCAAAUUUUCAGUCAAACCCAAAACCUACAAUCCUACUCUGAAGGUGAAAUACUCUAUCAAGGUUGAAUCUGAACGGAAGAAACUUAAUCUUCCUUCUAGAGUCAUCUUCAACCCGCGCUCAGCCAAUGAUUAUGAAAGCACAGGAGUCGUAGAGCUCAAGGGUCAGGGCACAGAAAGCUGCGUUACCAGAGGCCUCAGACUGCAGGAAACCCUAAGAGACAAACUGAGAGGUAUCCCGAUUGAAGUCUCUGUGGAGAUCCUGAAGCCAUCCACACGCAGGAAGAGACAGAGCGCUCUCCCUAACCUGCUUCCCAUCCUGGACACUAACCAAGACGCCACCACUCUUACCAAGGUUCAGUUUAUCAAGGAAGGAUGUGGUGCUGAUCAUGUCUGUCAGAGUGACCUGCAACUACAGUAUAAAUUCCACACCAGGGAACCAAACAGAGACAUCUUUCACCCAUUACCUGAGGAAAAUGGAGUUCCCAUCCUGUCUCUUAGUGAUCAGAAGGACAUAGCCUUGGAGAUCAAGGUGGCGAACCAGGGUGAAGAUGCUUAUGAAGCGCAGCUGUCUUCCUCGUUCCCCAAAUCCCUCUCUUAUUCUGCCGUUCGCAUUCAAUCUGGUGAUAAACCAGUCAUCUGUCUAGCCAAUCAGAAUGGGUCACAAGCCGAUUGUGAUCUUGGAAAUCCAUUCAAAAAAGAUGCUGAGACAACUUUUUACAUCAUUCUGAACACGGGAGGAAUUUCUUUGGAUACAACUGAAAUUGAAAUUGACCUUAAACUCAAAACGACAAGUGAUCAGAAGCAGUUACAAGCAAUCAAAGCCAAAGCCAUUGUUAAGAUCCAGCUGCUGUUGUCCCUCUCAGGCAUUGCUAAGCCAUCUCAGGUCUACUUUACCGGAGAAGUUAAAGGAGAGAGCGCAAUGAAGUUGGCAACUGAUGUCGGCAGUCCAAUUGACUAUGAAUUCAGGGUUACAAAUUUGGGUAAACCCCUUCAAUCAUUCGGCAAGGCUUCUAUGAUUAUCCAAUGGCCUAAGCACAACUCUCAGGGCAAGUGGCUGCUGUACCUCAUGAAGAUGACCCCAACCGGUUUAGACAGCUUCAGCUGCUCCAAUCAAGAUGAGGUCAACAAACUCGGUUUGAAGGAGCCUUCAGUGUCACGAACUAAACGUGAAAUUGGGGAAACUCCUGCAAAAGAGGGAACAACCUCUCUCUUUACCGACAAGAGGAAAUACACAGUUUUGUCGUGUGAGGAUGGGGCGGAGUGUAUAGCAUUCAAAUGCCCUCUUACGGGAAUGGACAGCAAUGCUGUCAUCAGCCUGAGAGCUUACCUUUGGAACUCUACCUUCCUGGAGGACUAUGCAAAAUUUAACUACAUUGAUAUUAUCGUCAAGGCAUCACUUGAUUUAAAGACCUCAGCUACAAAUAUACAGCUGAAAAAUGAACCAGCACUGGCACGCGUUACCGUGUUUCCGGAGCGCAAAGUUGCGCAGUACGGCGGUAUGCCCUGGUGGGUCAUACUGGUGGCCAUUUUACUCGGACUCCUUUUGCUGGGCCUUUUGGUCUUCUUGCUUUGGAAGUGUGGAUUUUUCAAACGUUCCAAGUAUGAUGACAGCGUCCCUAGUUAUAAUGCUGUGCGGAUAAAGAGGGAAGAGAGGGGAAAAGAGCCGGGGAAAGAGGAAAUGGAUCCUCCGGAGAAGAAGCAAUGGAUGACUUCUUGGAAUGAAAAUGAGAGCUACUCAUAGCUAAAUGCUAAUCUGAUUGAAAUCAAACCAAAGACUCCCUUCCUAAGGCCUUUAAUGCUUACUUUUGCACACGCUGAACUUUUCUUACUGUUACUAUUCUAUCAAAACAUGAAAGGAAACAUUUGAGCUUGAUAGAGAUUGUAUUACAAAAUGGUGUCUGGAAGACGUAUGAUGAACAAGGAUAAAAAAAAAAAGUUUACUUGAGUUUUGUUUUAAAUUACAAUUUGCUUCCAUGUUCCACCCCCAUUUUCAUAUCACA
This is a messenger RNA of Sinocyclocheilus grahami, 3550 nucleotides long. RefSeq names its product integrin alpha-6-like. The transcript is spliced from 25 exons. Gene Ontology annotation, cellular component: integrin complex; external side of plasma membrane. Bases 85 to 3291 code for a protein of 1068 amino acids. Lineage: Eukaryota; Metazoa; Chordata; Actinopteri; Cypriniformes; Cyprinidae. Gene Ontology annotation, molecular function: integrin binding. The record is from RefSeq and is a predicted model, not a curated record. Gene Ontology annotation, biological process: cell adhesion mediated by integrin; cell-matrix adhesion; integrin-mediated signaling pathway.